CAAUACCCAACCCUCAAAUGAGCACGAUCAAUGCAUACCUGGGGUGCUCUGCUUGUGGACGGCGUGGAGACAUUCCAGCAGGGACAUCCUACACUUGCACCAGAUGUAAGGCAGAUACCGUGUCUACUCCAAAGAUUACCUACAAUUUCGUGGCAUCUGAUGGGACUGGCACAAUGGAAUGCACCUCGUUCACUGAAGAUUCUGAAAAGUUGUUCAGGAUGACGGCUGCAGACACGUUCAGGAUGAAGAACAGCAAUGAUGCAGCGACCUUUGAACAGCUCCAGGAAAUGCUCAAGUCCAACCACUUUCUGCUGGAAGUCGGUCCAACAAUGGGUCUUUCAAAGAACGGCGUGCUUGAAUGGUGCUUGAAAUCGAUUGAUUUGGAAUCUGGGGAGGCCCAAGCAGAAAAUGUUGAGCAUCACUUUGCUGAUCAGCAGGCUGAACAGGGUCCGAGUGCCAGCCAGGUGCUUGCACAAGCAACGAUUGCUAGGCAGCAGCUUGAACAACCAACGCUUCGUAGGAAGAACCCUGAGCAAGCAAUGGUUACUGGGAAGCAGCCAGAGCAAGGAGCCAUUCCUCAAAAGAAACUGAAGCAGGCCCAAGCAGAAAAUGUUGAGCAUCGCUUUGCUGAUCAGCAGGCUGAACAGGGUCCGAGUGCCAGCCAGGUGCUUGCACAAGCAACGAUUGCUAGGCAGCAGCUUGAACAACCAACGCUUCGUAGGAAGAACCCUGAGCAAGCAAUGGUUACUGGGAAGCAGCCAGAGCAAGGAGCCAUUCCUCAAAAGAAACUGAAGCAGGCCCAAGCAGAAAAUGUUGAGCAUCACUUUGCUGAUCAGCAGGCUGAACAGGGUCCGAGUGCCAGCCAGGUGCUUGCACAAGCAACAAUUGCUAGGCAGCAGCUUGAACAACCAACACUUCGUAGGAAGAACCCUGAGCAAGCAAUGGUUACUGGGAAGCAGCCAGAGCAAGGAGCCAUUCCUCAAAAGAAACUGAAGCAGGAAUUCAUAGCUGAGCUCCAUGCUGCACAGGGGAGUAUUGCAAGACAAUCAGACGAAGAGGAGGAUGACUCCUCUGGUAAGUAAUUCAAGUGCAUCAUUAGUUGUCCCUUUUGCUUAGGAUGAAGAAGCCAGAUCCUCUGGUAUGUAAUUCAAGUCAAUCAGUCAUCCACCCUUUUGCUUAGCUAAGAUUAAUGUCUUGUAAAAUAAUUAGUAUUGUAGUUGAUCUACCUUGGAAACUUGUAAGAUAUAGGUAGUCUCUACUUAGCCUGGAAUCAACGAGUCCUACACUUCAUGCCAACAGAAAUAGCUUCUGUUGCGAUCGUAUAGAAGGUGGGAAUGAAGCCUCACUAUCUAGAACCCCUUACAUAUUUUGUAAUAUAAACAUAAGAACUCUUGUUCUAUUCUAACUCGGGCACUAUGCCGAGUACCUUAUAUUCUAAUUUGCACGAGUGCUUUGUAUC
Molecule: messenger RNA, 1459 nt
Organism: Spinacia oleracea (spinach)
Lineage: Eukaryota; Viridiplantae; Streptophyta; Magnoliopsida; Caryophyllales; Amaranthaceae
Exons: 3
Coding region: 18-1082 (354 amino acids)
Source: RefSeq, a predicted model, not a curated record